This is a messenger RNA of Diospyros lotus (date-plum), 2226 nucleotides long. Its product is annotated as MLO protein homolog 1-like. The record is from RefSeq and is a predicted model, not a curated record. Gene Ontology annotation, cellular component: membrane. Gene Ontology annotation, biological process: defense response. The transcript is spliced from 13 exons. The coding region runs from base 289 to 2067 and encodes 592 amino acids. Lineage: Eukaryota; Viridiplantae; Streptophyta; Magnoliopsida; Ericales; Ebenaceae.
UCUCUCUCUCUCUCUCUCUCUCUCUCUCUCUGUCUUGCUAGUGGACAUUGUUGUAUUGGGUGGACAACCUCAUUACCUGCCACAACAAGCAGAAGCGGCAGCGGCAGCGGCAGCAGCAUAAACGACAAGGGUAUAUCGCUUUGCGAUUUCCCUCGUUUACUACUCCUAAUCCCGCGGCUUCAUAUUCUUCCCCUUCCCUUGUCUUCCAUUAAUUAAUUCUCUCUUCCAAAGGCGAUUCAACCCAGCACCAGCAGCAGCGCUGGUUCUUGAUCGAUCCAAACUUCAAUUAUGGCUGGUAAAUCGAAAGGAAAGUCACUUGAAGAAACUGCCACUUGGGCUAUCGCGCUUGUCUGCGCUGUGUUUGUGAUCAUUUCCAUUCUCAUCGAACAUGGCAUUCACUCUCUCGGAAAGUGGUUCCAGAAACGCAGGAACAAGUCCAUGUCCGAAGCCUUGGAGAAGAUUAAAGCUGAGCUGAUGAUUCUGGGUUUCGUAUCCCUUCUACUGACUGUGGGCAUGGAUUACAUCACGAGCAUAUGCAUUCCUGUGAAACUGGGCAACAGAAUGGUUCCUUGCGGGAAGAAGGAAGAAGAAGAAGAAGAAGAAGGCGGCGACGACGAAGACGUCGGCGGUGAUCAAAGGAGGAAACUGCUUUCCUACGCUCGGAGUAUGAUACGGCGUCGCCUUCUGGCGGAGCCAUCAGCCUACGGAAAGGAUUAUUGUGCCAAUCAUGGGAAAAUGUCGCUGAUUUCAUACUCAGCGGUGCACGAGCUGCAUAUAUUUAUCUUCGUCCUCGCCAUCUUCCAUGUCCUGUAUAGCGUCAUCACCAUUGCUUUAGCUCAGGCCAAAAUGAAGAAGUGGAAGGCUUGGGAGGCGGAAACGUCCUCGCUGGAAUAUCAGUUCACCAAUGAUCCUGCAAGGUUCCGGUUUGUUCGUCAAACUUCAUUUGUGAGACGCCAUGCAGGAUUCUCCAGAGCUCCUGGGAUUAGAUGGAUUGUGGCAUUUUUCAGACUGUUUUUUGGGUCUGUGUCAAAGAUAGAUUACAUGACCAUGCGUCAUGGAUUCAUUAAUAAACAUUUUGCUCCAAAUAGCAAAUUUGAUUUCCAUAAAUACAUCAAGAGAUCCAUGGAAGAUGACUUCAAGGUGGUGGUCGGAAUAAACAUCCCACUCUGGAUUUUCGCCGUCUGCUUACUGCUUAUGAAUGUUUACAGAUGGUACACGCUUGGCUUGAUCUCUUUGGUGCCACUCAUUAUAAUUUUGUUAGUGGGCACCAAACUGGAACUUGUAAUCAUGGAGAUGGCCCAACAAAUCGAAGAUCGAACUUCUGUAAUCAGAGGAGCUCCAGUUGUGGAGCCAAGUAACAGCUACUUCUGGUUCAAUCGGCCCCAGUGGAUCCUCGUCUUAAUACACUUCACUGUCUUCCAGGCUAGUUACAUAAAUUUCAUCUUUCUCAGUAAAAGCUUGUUUCAAGCAUUUGCAUGGCGUCUCACAGUUGCUCUGUCUUUCCUGCAGAACGCAUUCCAGAUGGCGUUGUUCUUAUGGACAUUGUACGAGUACGGGAGGGAAUCGUGCCUCCAUGAAAACUUGAUCGUGAGCAUAUCAAGAGUUCUGCUAGCAGUCGCCCUUCAGUUCCUGUGCAGCUACAUCACCUUCCCGCUCUACGCCUUGGUCACAACAAUGGGAUCUCAUAUGAAGCAGGCUAUAUUCGAGGAGCAGACAGCCAAGGCGCUAAAGAAAUGGCAGAAGGCAGCCAAGGAUCGAAACAAGCAGCGAAGAGCAGGCGGGGCAGAUGGCAGUUCUAAUGCCGGAUCCGUCUGGGACGGCGAGAAUACACCCAGCCGGGGUACAUCCCCCUUGCAUUUGCUCCACAAGCAUAGGCCCAGCGAGACUGAUCAGCUCGAGAGUGCUCCCACUACUCCAUUAUCGUGCCCAUCUGAGGCCGAGCUCUCAGAAACAGAAGGUUCCAGUCAUGGCAGCAGACUUGAAAUUCAUCUUGCUCAUGAUCAUCGUCACCCACCUGCAAGUAGUGAAGAAGCUCAUGCGGUUGAUUUUUCCUUUGUUAAGACAUAGAUGCUGUGCAUGUAUUCUGUAUGUAAUUAACGUCUAGGAUUGUUUGAACAUUUAGACUGCUAUAGAAUAACAAUCUAUAGCCUACACAGAGGGAUCAUCUGCACCGCAUGUAGUAACAAUAAGAAUUAAAGCAAUAUUGAUAAAAAAUUUAAGGAGAAA